GCUGCUGCCUCCUCCCCCUUUGAGCUCAGUUCCUGCAUCGAGAGAAGAGCGCCGCUUGUCUGGAAGUCCGGAGUCAGACGCCCACCCGCCCGCCGGCCGACUUCUUAAGAGCUGCCGCCAGCAUGUCUUCCAACUCCAGCCUCAACACCAUGCAGCGCCUGGUGGAGCAGCUAAAACUGGAGGCCGGCGUGGAAAGGAUCCGGGUUUCCCAGGCAGCUGCAGAACUUCAGCAGUACUGUAUGCAGAAUGCCUGCAAAGACGCGUUGCUGGUUGGAGUCCCUGCGGGAAGCAAUCCAUUUCGGGAGCCCAGGUCCUGCGCAUUGCUCUGAAGACAGGCAAAGUUAAGUUCUCUUUGAGCAUGAGAGGAAUCCCUCGCGCCUUCCUGUUUUCAGCAAACAUUUUCACUCUUGCUAUGCCCGUAUUUCUGUGUGGCUAAAAUGGUGUCUUUAGAAAUUUGUUAGUGUGAUUGAUCAAUCUUAGUAACUGAUGUUUUUCUAAUAAUUGUAUAAAGCAUUUAAUAAGAAAAAUGCUUUCCUUUUGUAAUGGAGUCCAGUUCCUUUCUACACGUUUCUCUGAGACGUUUGCAUUUUAGAAAAAGCUGAUUACCAAGUCAAAAUGACUUGUUCCUUUGUUUUGUUGUACCAGAUUGAGAUGCUACCUUCCUGGUUUCUGUUUUCCGAGUAAGGGUGCACACUGUGGUCAUGGCCCAGUUAAAGUGAAGCCAUACACAAAUUUACUUAGGAACAGGGCUUUUUUUAGCAGGAAUGCACAAUGCAGUUCUGGCUGGCUUGGUGCCUGGGGGUGUGGCCUAAUGUUGCAAGUAAGGUCCUGCUGGGCUUUUUCUACAAAAAAGCCCUGCGUGAAACAAUGGUGAUGUCAGGGGAUGUGGCCUAAAAUGCAAAUGAGUUCCUGCUGGGCUUUUUCUACAAAGAAAGCCCUGCUUAGGAAUAAGCCUCAGUGGGACAGUGUCUGAAUAAAAAUGCAUAAGAUUGGGCUGCACAUCCCAUUGAUUUCAGUGGUAAAUCAUGAAGCACAUUUUUUAAAAAAUAUCAAGUGCUUGACUUAGAAGUGUUUAGCUUUAGUUGGACCAUGCCCAAUUUUUGUAAGAGGACAGUGCCCAUCUAUUUCAUAUGCAAGGACUAUUUUUCUUCAUGAAAACAUGAGGUGUUGCUAUUCUUAAAAUCUGUGGGUGACAUUUUACAGAAAUAGCUGAUACCAUCUGUAAUACAUUUUUGCCACAGAAGAUCCAAUGUAUUUUUUAUUAUGCUUCUACAGAAAAAUGUUUUUAAAGUGUCUAAGGUGCAGCUCGGCAAAUAAACACUAUUCAAGACAAAUGCACAUAGUUCCUUACAGUAGAUUUUUCAAGGUUUAAAAUGUUAUUGGAACCUCUAGAAAUCUCUUUGUGUUUGGGGGCUGGGUGCAUUUGUUCUUUUUUUUUAACCGAGCACUUUUACACAAAUACUGUUUUCUUUUUGUAAAUGUUUUUGUUUACACACCAUUGUUUGUAUUACUAUAUUAGAAGCUUAAAUGAAAUAAAAAAUUCCUUCCCUAA
This is a messenger RNA of Heteronotia binoei (common prickly gecko), 1552 nucleotides long. It is a transcript of the gene GNG10, whose product is annotated as G protein subunit gamma 10. The transcript is spliced from 3 exons. Gene Ontology annotation, cellular component: heterotrimeric G-protein complex. Gene Ontology annotation, biological process: G protein-coupled receptor signaling pathway. Lineage: Eukaryota; Metazoa; Chordata; Lepidosauria; Squamata; Gekkonidae. Gene Ontology annotation, molecular function: G-protein beta-subunit binding. The record is from RefSeq and is a predicted model, not a curated record. The coding region runs from base 123 to 329 and encodes 68 amino acids.